Messenger RNA from Notodromas monacha, 996 nucleotides. The record is from the annotation of a GenBank genome assembly. NCBI's taxonomy places the organism in Eukaryota, Metazoa, Arthropoda, Ostracoda, Podocopida, Cyprididae.
AUGAAAAGCUUCGUGUUUGUCCAUUCAACAGAGAAAAGAAUGUUCUCGCUGUUGUACGGGUUCUACAAGUGGGUCCUGCAGAAAGACGAGUAUUUCGUUGUGAUUCUUGGUUUGGACAACGCGGGGAAGACCACUUAUUUGGAGCAACUGAAGACCAAGUUCACCAAGGGCUACAAAGCGCUUGCAGCGAGUAAAAUAACGACCACCGUCGGACUGAACAUUGGCAAAAUUGACUUUGCUGGCGUGCGGAUAAAUUUCUGGGACUUGGGUGGACAAGAGGAGCUGCAGAGCUUGUGGGACAAGUAUUACGCGGAAUGCCAUGCUGUGAUUUACGUGAUUGACGCCUCUGACAGGUCUCGAUUGGAAGAGUCGAAAGUGGUGUUUGACCAGAUGAUUUCCAGCGAGCACUUGUCCAACGUGCCGCUGCUGAUCCUGGCCAACAAGCAGGACAUCCCCGACAGUAUGGGAGUGCGGGAAGUGAAACCCGUGUUUGUGAGUGCCGCGGAACGGAUCGGGAACCGAGACUGUCUCGUGAUGCCCGUGUGUGCACUCAAUGGCGAAGGGGUGGACGAAGGCGCCAAGUGGCUCGUGGAAUGCAUCAAGCGCAACUCCAACAACCGGCCGCCGAGAGAGCGAGAAGACUGACUGACUGCGGUCGAACAAAUUUUUUGUUUGUCUCCGUGUUGAGGGUUGCUUCGAGAGUUUCCUGUGCUUAUUUUUAUUUUUUUGGCGCGUUGUUUCAUUCCGAAAUGAUGGAAAGUUUGGCGUGUGAAGGGAAGCAAUUCGUGCUGGAGCCACGCAUGCCUGACCAAGGCAGCUUUUGAAGUGGAAAGAAACCCCUGAGAUGGUGAUUGAUUGCACGGUGAUGCGCGUGAUCUCAGCACAUGAAAAAUAUUACUGUUUAUUUUGUUCUGCUUUUUCCUCCGUGGAAUGCUUGUUUGUUGGAAAUGAAGAAGGAAUUGCAACAGUUUUUCUAUAAAUAUUAUAUGGCACGGC